Molecule: messenger RNA, 5129 nt
Organism: Seriola dumerili (greater amberjack)
Lineage: Eukaryota; Metazoa; Chordata; Actinopteri; Carangiformes; Carangidae
Gene: dgke
Product: diacylglycerol kinase epsilon
Exons: 11
Coding region: 205-1935 (576 amino acids)
Molecular function (GO): ATP-dependent diacylglycerol kinase activity
Source: RefSeq, a predicted model, not a curated record
GUGGGUUCAGCGUCACAUCGCCGUCUCCUUGUUUACAGCUGGUUGUUCAUAAAAUCUUAAUGUUUCAGUUCAGCUCAGCGGCAGCGUCCUGUUGGUGUGUGUGAACAUGAGAGUCGCAGGGGAACCGUGGAGCGCGUGCUGUCUGCUGUCACUGUUGUUUACAUUUUACUGAUUUCCGCACAUUAGCAUCACCGUCCAGCAGCGAUGUACAAGGAGGGGGACGAGGUGCAGGACGACUGCGGCUCCCGGGAGGAGUGGACGCUGCUGUUCUGGACCUCUCUGGCCGUCAUCGUCCCGGUCAUCAUCACGCUGUGGUGCAGCGCGCAGCGCUCCAAGCGGAAAACGCACAUGAAGGAUUUCUUUCGCAAAAGCAAACACGGCUGGCACUACACAGACCUCUUCAACAAGCCGACCUACUGCUGCGUCUGUUCGCAGCACAUCCUGCAAGGGGCUUUCUGCGACUGCUGCAGCGUGUGCGCCGACGAGCAGUGCCUGCGCCGGGCCGACCGGAGCCUACCGUGCAAGGAGAUCAUGGCCCCCUGCAGCCCCGAUGGAGCCAUGGAGCACCGCUGGGUCCGCGGAAACGUCCCCCUCGCCAGUUACUGUGCAGUGUGCAAACAGCAGUGUGGAACCCAGCCGAAGCUCUGCGACUUCAGGUGUGUGUGGUGUCAGACCACAGUGCACGACGACUGCAUGGACAACCUUGCGGACGCAGACCAGUGUGACCUGGGCGAGUUCCACAGCCUCAUCAUCCCUCCUCACUACCUCUACCGUGUCAACAAACUCCGCCGCAGGCACCCAGACGAGUACAGCAAGCUGGCAUCUUCCUGCGGCAGUGGCUGGACUCCAAUGUUGGUCUUGGCUAACACACGCAGUGGCAACAACAUGGGGGAGGCUCUGCUGGGAGAAUUUCGCACCCUCCUCAACCCAGUGCAGGUGUUUGACCUGUCUGAGCUGAGUCCCUCCAAAGCCCUCCAGCUGUGCACCCUCCUCCCCCCUGGCAGUGUGCGGGUGGUGGUGUGUGGAGGUGACGGCACGGUUGGCUGGGUUCUGGAUGCUAUCGAUACUAUGAAGCUCAAGGGCCAAGACCAGUUUAUUCCGAGGGUGACCAUCCUGCCCCUGGGGACAGGAAAUGACCUUUCCAACACUUUGGGCUGGGGUGCAGGUUAUGCUGGAGAGAUCCCUGUGGAACAGGUUCUCCGUAACAUCCUCGAUGCCGAGGUGGUCAAAAUGGACAGAUGGAAAGUGCAGGUGGCUUCAAAAGGCCUCUACUUUCGUAAACCAAAGGUUCUGUCCAUGAACAACUACUUCUCUGUGGGACCAGACGCUCUGAUGGCGCUGAACUUCCACACACACCGUGAGAAAACACCCUCCUUCUUCUCCAGCCGCAUCAUCAACAAGGCUGUAUAUUUCCUGUAUGGCACUAAAGACUGUUUAGUGCAGGAAUGUAAGGAUCUGGAUAAGAGGAUUGAGUUGGAGUUGGAUGGGGAGAGGGUGGCCCUCCCCAGUCUGGAGGGCAUCAUAGUUUGUAACAUUGGCUACUGGGGUGGAGGCUGCAGACUCUGGGAGGGUAUGGGGGAUGAACCCUGCCCCCCCACACGACUGGACGACGGCCUGCUGGAGGUGGUGGGUGUAUUUGGCUCCUUCCAUUGUGCACAGAUCCAGGUCAAGCUGGCCAACCCUGUACGACUGGGACAGGCCCACACUGUCAGGCUGGUUCUCAAGAGCUCCAAGAUGCCCAUGCAGGUGGACGGGGAGCCGUGGGCUCAGGGCCCCUGCACCAUCACCAUCACCCAUAAGACCCAGGCCCUCAUGCUGUAUCACAGCACAGAGCAGACGGACGACGACGACGACGAAUCCAGCGCCUCUGAGACAGAGAGCCCCACCCCUCAAGACUCGCCCAGGCCCCCAGGGCUGGCCUCCGCUUGUGCAUGACCCACCCCACACAUCAUGUGGUCUGAAGCUCUUCUUAUCUUAGGUUUCUGUCUUCUUUCUUCAGCCCAGUUUCUAUUAAUCCCUCAUCUGCAAUGGCACCUAGUCAUCCUCCUCUAAGAUUUCUGAACACACUUUAUCCUCAAAUCAUGUUGGUGAGAACAGGUGUUAUUAUUUUCUCCUGUGAUUGUUUCAGAUCUUUUCUGAGAGACUGCAGGGGUUAGACAGGUUCGUUUGUUAUUGGGCUGGUGGGAGUUGUUUUCAGUCUUUUACCUCCACACUCCACAUAUAUUGUAACCCAGAGCUCAGGCAGUUCGUCCCCCACACGCGGGACGGUCAGGAGGAGGAGAAUGUUAUGGAGAAAGAUUGCUGUUUAUUUGCACUGAUCCCUUGUGCCAUAGAUAUCUUUAGUCAACUAUAAUGUAUUUAUUACACUGUAUUUACAAUUGAAUGCCUAGUGCAGCCCUGCGGGUAUCAGUGAGCCAUUUUUAACAAGUUGCCCAGGUUCAAUUGACAAAACCCCCUCAAAGCCAUGUCUACACCAACAGCAGGUGGUGAUGCUGUAACACAGGAGAGAACAGUACUGUACUGUUGAGUGUCAAGUGGACGCUACAUGCAAAGCUUUAUUGUCCAUUAAUGAAAUUGCAUUACACGAAAAGCACAAACAACACACAGCAAACACAUUUUGUGGAAGCCAGUUAUUGUGAGUGCUGGGUGAAAAGUUCAACUGCACAAAAUAUCUGUUAAAUUCCACUUUCGGCCUCCUCAUCAAUGUUGAUAGUUUUUAGUGUCUCCUGCAUUUGUCAUCCAAAGUAAGACUUUGAAAUGUGUACGUAGGCCAAAAGGUUUUUGAAUCUCUAUGGAGCAAGGGCUCUGUUACACCUGUAAUGUUCUGUCAAUCACUGGACAUUGAUGUUGGUUUGUUUACUUCAUGAUGCACUGUCUCAAGUAGCUCGCCAAACUACUGGAUUGUACUAAGAUACAGUCUUGAAGCUAAACUUAACUCUGCUGUAAGAGCCGCAGGAAACACGCCGACUGGUUGAGGUUUAUUUUGAAAGUUCUGCCAAGUAACUGUUGUUCAGAGGACCCUUUCUGUCUUUUUCCCUCUUCUUUCCUCCUGUUGACAUAAUUUGUGUUGCACUGUUUUGGCACUUACGCUGAUAAAUACCUUACACUGCAUAGGAUGUAGGUUACAUACAUGAAACCGCAAUGUUUCUACCGAUAGUGAUGACUGCUGAUGAGAUUAUUCUGUGUCGUGUUGUUAUUUUAGUUUUCUUGCAUUCGUGUUUUACCACAGUCACCACAAGGUGGCGACUAAAGACAGUGUUUUCUGCAGACAUGUCAAGGAGAGUUGAUCAACUACUCAAACCUCUACAGUUACAUAUUAACACCAUCACAUGUAUGUACUUUUAUGUGUGGUGUUCGCGGGACAUUGAUCUACCUGUUGAGUUUUAUUGGUUGCAUAUUUCCUGCAUUCUACAUAAUGUGUGUAAGAGGUCAUCUGUCUGUAUGGAAACUAAUUUGCGAUUUGAGGUGGUCCUGUUUAUUGCAGAAUUCCGUGUUGCUCACAGCCAUAUGAGAAAAGUCUGUGGAAUGUAAGUUUAUGCUUUCCAAUGAACCUGCUGCUCAUAAGGCUGAACAGGGAUCAGUUUUUUUUUUUGCCGCGUGAUGCCUAUGCUUUUGAAAUAUGCACCUCCUUGGCAGGUAACCAAGCCACAUGGUGUCAUCACCCUCUGUUUGUUUGGUGAAUGUCUUCUUGCUCAAGGACACCUGUUUGACCUGUUACAUUAUCCUCCAUCUUUACCAGACCUGUUUGUCUUGUGUUGUGUUGCACUGAAUUUUCUUAAACGUAACUGGGGUUUUUAGCCACGUUAGCCGCAUGGCUCUAGGUCAAGACACUGUUGUAGAGUGAAAUAUGUCAGUAAUUGCGGGGGUGAUUGUUGUGCAGUUUGGUGCAGAUACUGAUGGUCCAUAGAGAAUGAAUCCUGAUGAUUUUUGUUGAAUAUUGAGUAUUUUAUUUGGGUUAUCAAACAUUUCACUUCAAGACAUAAUACUCCAAAACACAAUUGCUCUCAGCCUCAGCUGUAGUUUGAGAUUAAUGCUAGAUAACAUGCUAAUAUGCUAAAUUAUUAUCAGCAUACUGCAUCCCUUUCUGCACACAAGUCUGCAGCAGCUUAAAGCCGCACAAAUAAAUAUUUUUAGGUUUGUAUGUAUAAUGUAAUGUUGGUUGCUCGUAGUAAUGAAUCCAGAAAGAAUUAUCACCAACUUCAGAUUCCCAGAGAUCUUUAGCAUCUGUCAACUGAUUUUUUAUAGCCUGCAACUUCUCUAUAUCUACUCUCAUUAAUCUUGUUUCCAGCAGCAGCAGCAGGAAACUGUUUAGGCAAUUCUUAGGCAACAAUAUGCCCACCACAAAUGGCACAAAGACAGAGUAGCUGCGUAGAUCAGAGCCAGGGGAUGAUAGAGACCAAAACAGCUAGAUAGAGAUUUGUCAGAUUGGCAUGUUUCUGCCAAUUCAAAUCAAUCAAUCAAAUGAAUGCCAAAGAUGCUCCUCAUCUGCAGGUAGUGUGCAGGUUUUUGUUUGCUAAUAUAUUCAGCAGAGCAACUUCAUAAGGAAUUCAUAUAUUAAACCUAAGGAGUUAUGCUCCGUAGAAGUCAAAUCAAAAACCUGAUGAACACAGCUUUGAACUGUUGGAAGUUGACAGUGUACCGCUGUACCCUGACAAGCUGAGUGAAACGUGCAAAAACACAGUGGAUAACCUUUGUGACAUUACGUAACAUGGCCUUUUCUCUGGCACUGCCAGAGUGGUGAUAAGGAUUUAACAAUACCAACACCGUGUCAUAAAACAAAUAUGUUGCUAGCGUGGCUAAUGACUUCUACUUGUUUUAUUGUGUGUGGUGGAGGCAUGUGACUGAGAUGUUAUACGUUCCUUUGAAUACUGUCAGUUUGUCACCUGUUAGACCGCGGCAGAUAUACAACUGUAUUUCAUAGACUCAAUUUGGCAAGAGCGAGUGAAACUGUCACAUUGCUAUCCUUGACUGACAUCAGACCAUUAGCACUCGGCUUCUGCAUUCAAAAUCUAGUUGGUCCUCACCUUUCACUAUGUUGUGUGUACCAAAAUGCUUUCAUUAUUACUAAUAUAUAUUUGAAUACGCUUACUUUUUUUGUUGUCACAUGUGUAAAAAUAAGAACCCUGAAG